UUCCGAGGUAAACUCUCUUAUUAAAACCCUAACGCAACUAAAAGUUCUUUCACUGUCUUAUUUCUCAUUCUCUCCCAACCCUGAAAAAAAAAGCUUUCAAUCUUCAGUAGCUGAAAAUGUCUUGCUACAAGGGCAAAUAUCAUGAUGAGCUCAUUGCCAACGCUGCUUACAUUGGUACCCCUGGAAAGGGUAUCCUUGCCGCCGAUGAGUCCACUGGCACCAUUGGAAAGCGUCUUUCCAGCAUCAAUGUAGAGAAUGUUGAGACUAACAGGCGUGCUCUUCGUGAGCUCCUCUUCACCACUCCUGGGGCCCUUCAGUACCUCAGUGGAGUCAUUCUUUUCGAGGAGACCCUCUACCAAAGCACAGCUGCUGGUAAGCCAUUUGUUGAGGUUAUGAAGGAAGGUGGAGUCCUCCCUGGCAUCAAAGUUGACAAGGGUACCGUUGAGCUUGCUGGAACAAAUGGUGAGACCACCACUCAGGGGCUUGACGGCCUUGCUCAGCGCUGCCAGAAGUACUACGAAGCUGGUGCUAGGUUCGCCAAGUGGCGUGCUGUGCUCAAGAUUGGCCCCAAUGAGCCAUCUCAGUUGGCCAUUAACGAAAACGCCAAUGGUUUGGCAAGAUAUGCCAUCAUCUGCCAAGAGAAUGGCCUUGUCCCCAUUGUGGAGCCAGAGAUACUGGUUGAUGGAUCACACGACAUCAACAAGUGUGCUGAGGUCACCGAGCGUGUUCUUGCUGCCUGCUACAAGGCCUUGAAUGACCACCAUGUCCUCCUCGAGGGAACUCUUUUGAAGCCCAAUAUGGUCACCCCUGGAUCAGAUUCCCCAAAGGUUGCUCCUGAGGUGAUCGCUGAGUACACAGUUCGCGCCCUGCAGCGUACCAUGCCACCAGCAGUUCCAGCUGUUGUGUUUCUAUCUGGUGGGCAAAGUGAAGAACAGGCCACUGUUAAUCUCAAUGCCAUGAACAAGCUUAAGGGAAAGAAGCCAUGGUCGCUAUCAUUCUCUUUUGGCAGGGCCCUUCAGCAGAGUACCCUCAAAGCUUGGUCUGGAAAAGAGGAAAAUCUAGCCAAGGCUCAGGCUGCAUUCCUCACAAGGUGCAAGGCCAACUCUGAAGCUACAUUGGGAACUUACAAGGGUAGUGAGAACCUUGAUGAUGGAGCGUCCGAGAGUCUCCAUGUCAAGAACUACACUUACUGAGAAAGCUUUUUUCAUCAGCAAAAAUGUAUUUGAUUGAUAAAGGUCUUUAGGGAUUAUCUUCAUGUCUUUCUUUUCAAGAUUAAAUGGCACAGUUGUGCAUGAUCUAUGAUUUCAUUGUCAAUUUUCAAUUUGAUUGAAGCUGUAAUUGCAUUUUUCUGGGGAAGUUUUUAGCUUUCGUAACAAGUUCUCUUAUUUUACUUUGGUAAUUGCCGAGUAUACGAGUCAAUUUGGCUCUAUGCAUCGAGAAUAUGUUGUUCAAUAACUAAUAAUCCUUUUGUCCA
Humulus lupulus (European hop) is the source of this 1474-nucleotide messenger RNA. Its product is annotated as fructose-bisphosphate aldolase, cytoplasmic isozyme. Lineage: Eukaryota; Viridiplantae; Streptophyta; Magnoliopsida; Rosales; Cannabaceae. The transcript is spliced from 3 exons. Gene Ontology annotation, biological process: glycolytic process; fructose 1,6-bisphosphate metabolic process. Gene Ontology annotation, molecular function: fructose-bisphosphate aldolase activity. The record is from RefSeq and is a predicted model, not a curated record. Gene Ontology annotation, cellular component: cytosol. The coding region runs from base 117 to 1193 and encodes 358 amino acids.